Microplitis demolitor is the source of this 1365-nucleotide messenger RNA. It is a transcript of the gene EndoB, whose product is annotated as endophilin-B1. NCBI's taxonomy places the organism in Eukaryota, Metazoa, Arthropoda, Insecta, Hymenoptera, Braconidae. Gene Ontology annotation, cellular component: membrane; cytoplasm. The record is from RefSeq and is a predicted model, not a curated record. Gene Ontology annotation, molecular function: protein binding. Bases 95 to 1039 code for a protein of 314 amino acids. Gene Ontology annotation, biological process: membrane organization. The transcript is spliced from 8 exons.
UUCGUUGGUGUGUAUCAUAUUUUAUAGAUUAGUCACUCGUUUUUAUUUAUUCGCGCAAAUAAAUUUAAAAUUAAUAGUAAAUACUCAACAAAAAAUGGAUUUCAAUGUUAAAAAAUUAGUUAAAGAUGCUGGUGCUGCACUUAGUCGUGUUGUACAGUUAACAGAAGAAACACUCGGUACAUCUGAAAAAACAGAGCUCGAUGCACAUUUCGAGCAUUUAUCAGAACGAGCCAACACCACUAAAAUGUGGACCGAAAAAAUCCUUCGCGAUAUGGAAGCCAUGCUCACUCCAAAUCCCGGUAAUAGAAUCGAAGAUUUUUUUUAUGAAAAAAUUGAUAAGAAAAAACCAAAUCGCCUCAGUAAUUUGGAGUACGUUGGCAUUGAUAUGAUUGAAGCAGGAAAUGAAUUCGGUUCUGGAGUUGCUUAUGGCAGUGCCUUAAUAAAAGUUGGACAAUGCCAACAAAAAUUGGGUCAAAUAGAACGUGAUUUUAUUGGUACGGCAGCUAAUUGUUAUAUUCAACCUUUAAGAAAAUUUCUUGAUGGUGAAAUGAAGACAGUUAGCAAAGAAAUGCAUAUUUUAGAAAGCAAAAGACUUGACUUGGACGCUUGUAAAAAUCGUGUAAGGAAAGCAAGAAGUAUGAUUGGACAACAGAGUGACUCUGGUGUAUCACCAGAAGUUUUACUUGAUCAGGCAGAGAGGGAGCUGAGAAUUGCACAAUCAGAGUUCGAUAGACAAGCAGAGAUAACAAAACUAUUGUUAGAAGGCGUCGCGAGCUCACAAGCUGGACAUUUGCGUUGCCUCCAUGAAUUCGUAGAAGCCCAAGCCCGUCAUUAUGCUCAAUGUCAUGCAAUAAUGCAAGAACUGCAACGCGAAUUAGCUGGGGCACGUCAACCGAGUCCUCUUCUAAGAGUCAACAGUGAAGACGUCAUUGAAUUAACUCCUUCAUCAACAAACACACAAAAUUCGCCUAGCCAACAGUCAAUAACAUCAAAUUAUGUAACAGCGACUUUUGAAACAGACGAUUCUUCAAAAGUAUAAAAAAAAUAUCGUAACAAUAUCUCCGAUCGUAUGGAAAAAAAAAAUAAUUGUCUCUUAUCACUAGGGAUAAGGUUUUUGUCUUGAUUUCGAAAUGAAUGGUUUAAUUGUUUAAUAUUACCGCGAAAAUAUUGGUUUUAUCAGAAAAAUUUUCAAACAAAAGUUGUAGGAAAUUUAAUUUUCUGAAAAAAAUGUCUCUUAUGAUUUUUCUAUGCGACCAAUAUUUUCACCGCAAUUUCAAAAUUAAGAUUAAUAAUGAAUGAUUCAAAUUUCUGACAAUUAUGAAAAUCUUAAUUUUGAAAUUACGGCUUUCUCAUUAGCCCUAUCGA